GAGCUAGUGGGUGCCGCGGCUCUUCUUUUCUUCAUUGCCUUGACAGAUUGAUUAGUUUUGGAAGAGGAGAGGGCUGCAAAAUAAGGAAGGUCCAAACACAAAUGUGGUGGAUGAUAUGUUAGAUGUGGAAAAUAAGCACAUGGCAGAAAAUCUGGCCACUAAAGUCACCCGUCUAAAAUCGCUUGCAUUGGACAUUGACAAAGAUGCUGAUGAUCAAAACCAGUACCUGGAUAAUAUGGAUUCUGAUUUUAUGAGUGUGACAGGUCUUCUCACAGGAAGCGUGAAGCGUUUCUCUACUAUGACUCGGUCAGGAAGGGACAACCGCAAGCUUCUCUGUUAUGUCUCUGGUGGACUGAUUCUUGUCUUUUUCAUCUUGUAUUAUUUGGUAACAAGAGCACGAACUUGAGGGAAAUUAUUAAAGUUUUGUACUGGAUGUUUGUUGAAGGAAAAAAGUGGUAAUGGAUGACCUGUGGAUGACCUUCAGAUGUGUACCUUGGGAAGGAUUAUUUAAAUUUUCACAGUAACCCAGAAGCUCCUUUGUGAACUACAGCAUGAUCUCUCCAUUCUGAACUCAUCUUUUUUCUUUAAAGAGGAUAUGAUUUUGUCCCUCUCUUCUUGAAAGCUCAAAUGCAACACAAUUCACUGAAAUGAAGUCUCUUUCCCUCUGCCCUUGUAUUAGCUUGCUAUCAUUACUUGGUGAAAGAGGAAGCAUAUUGUUGAUUAGCUUUCUGCAGUAUAUGGUUCAGCAGGAAAAUUCUGACAAUGUUUAGUAAAAAUGUUCUAAUGCCCAUUUUAAUGGGAAAAAAGUGUUACUUAAAAGACUGAUGUUAGGAUAUGUGCAUUUCUGAGAAGUGGUAUCUCACAUUGGAAUGUCUUUUAAAACAAAAUUGCUUUAUCACUGUUUCUGGGUAAACCAGCAGCUAUAAACCAUAAUCCUUGCGUUAACUCUCAAAGAGGUGUGUAGAAGAACAGAGUUGGAUUUAAAGCACUCACAAAAUAGAAAACACCUUGAACAUAUGACCACAUUACUUCUGUUUUUUUCCCUUUCCAUUCUAAUUAAUCCCUUAAUUGAUUUACCAGUUUUGAGUUGUACUAACCAUAUAGUAAGUUAAUGUAUCUUCAUUUUUUAAACUUUGUCAAAAUCAAUCUUAAGCUUCUUUUUUAAUUUGAUGUAUUGAUUCUAGAUUAAAAAUUCAGUUUUAUGCAUAUUUUCCUGGAUUGCAUUUUGUUGAAUUCAGUAAGAUUUAGUUUUGAGUAGACGUGCAUAGAAUUGCACUGUAGUUCUAGAGGAGUUUUGACAACUAAUGAUUGCUUAGGUGAUUCCCAUCUCGCUAGAACAGACAUGUCAAACUCGCGAUGUCAC
This is a messenger RNA of Protobothrops mucrosquamatus (brown spotted pit viper), 1363 nucleotides long. It is a transcript of the gene BET1L, whose product is annotated as Bet1 golgi vesicular membrane trafficking protein like. Gene Ontology annotation, cellular component: Golgi trans cisterna; SNARE complex. Gene Ontology annotation, biological process: retrograde transport, endosome to Golgi; regulation of retrograde vesicle-mediated transport, Golgi to ER. Gene Ontology annotation, molecular function: SNAP receptor activity. NCBI's taxonomy places the organism in Eukaryota, Metazoa, Chordata, Lepidosauria, Squamata, Viperidae. The transcript is spliced from 4 exons. The record is from RefSeq and is a predicted model, not a curated record. The coding region runs from base 116 to 406 and encodes 96 amino acids.